GUUUACACCCAAACCGGAAGCGGCCCGGAAGGGAUUUCCUUCCCCCCCCCUGCACGUGUCCUCCCUUGCUCGCUCGGCGGACCGAGGGGGAAAAAAAAACACCAUGAAACUCCUGACCCACAACAUGCUCACUUCGCACGUGCGGGGCGUGCGGCCAGGAGGAGGGUUUCCCCUUCUCAUAAAGGCUACAGAGGUGAAGGUGAACGAUAUUGAUUUCAACCCAGAGUUCACAGCGCGGAUGGUGCCCAAAAUUGAAUGGGGAGCUCUGGUGGGAGCGGCCGAAAGUUUGGGCCACCGCUCAGACCUUCCCUCCGAGCUCAUCCCCGACUAUGAGAAAAAUGAAGAUUUUCUUCGGAAAGUGCAUCAUGUCUUGAUGGAGGUUUGAAACCGUUUCAUUCUCCCUUAAUUCAUGGAACACAU
Messenger RNA from Notechis scutatus (mainland tiger snake), 420 nucleotides. NCBI's taxonomy places the organism in Eukaryota, Metazoa, Chordata, Lepidosauria, Squamata, Elapidae. The record is from RefSeq and is a predicted model, not a curated record.